GCAUAGGCAGCUGCCCAACGCUGGUGGCGGCGAGCCAGCGAAACCGUCCCUACCGACCUCACGCUGCUUCGGCUGCCCUCUCGUGGUCUAGCUCGCCGCUCGCGCCUCUCAAGAAGGCGGGCAGCAGCAGCAGCAGCAGGGGCCGGUCUCCAGCAGGAGCAGGCGGCCUCUCUAUCUCUAGCAGGCCGGCAGUGGCAGCGGCAGGUGCAGGGCAGGGGCCUCUCUCUCCAGACUCUUCGGGCUCUCCAACAACAACAGGCGCAGGGCAGCAGCCAGCAGCAGCAGGGUAGGGCAGCAGUCAGCGGUAGGCAGGGUUGGUGGUCUUCUAAAUGCAACUACAGGAGGGCGGAAUUGGGGGACCGCAUCCAGGGGCGAGCGGCCGGCGGAGCGCUGGCUUCGAGCGGCCGGUGGCGCGCUGGGCUGGAAAAUUUCAUCUCCCGCCUGUAAAAUUUUCACCCCGCGCCUCUAGUCCCGCCAGUAAAUCUCUUCUCCCCGCCUCUAGUCCCACCUGUAAAUUCAAACCAUAUAAAUACGUGGAAUCUUUAAGCCUAACUUCAUUUCUCAAAUCCAUCUCCGUCUCCUGCCGCCAAGCCCUUCCUGCCGCCUGUCGCACACCAUCCGCAACUCUCCGCCGCUCCCACGCACAUCGCGCCGCCACGCACCUCGUGCCUCCUGCUCUCCAGUCCCCGCACCCCUCUUCCUCGCUUGUGCCGGGCGUGGCCCGCGCCUGGGGCUCCUACGCACGGUCGUCCGUGCGGUGGUGGCGGCCUAGACCGCACCCCUCCUCCUCGCCGGUGCGCACGAGUAGAGGAGGAGCACAGGUCUGGAAAUGAGAGGACUGGUGCUUCCUUCUGGGAAUUGGUGGCAUCCCUUGCUAGCAGCAAAGAUGCCUCCUGGUCGUGGGAAGGUUGGAGUAAAAAAUCCAAAAAGAACUCAGCUAUCGGAACCACCACCAUUGCAUCCGUACGAACAGAAGCGCCUGAUGCAAUGUAUGCAGAACAAUGCAAGGCUAGAAGAGCUAGAAAUUUAUGCUUUAAGUCGUGAGCUUGAAGAACCAAGUUCCAUUUCUCAUAAGAAGAAUAAGCCAAGUCAUAAAAAUACUGAAAACUACAAGAUGACACUGAUGAUGAUAAUGCUAAGGACUCCAAACAACGUAACAUUACAACUGCCUACAAGUCUGUUGGUGCAAUCAAACUUCGCUCUAAGCGAGUUCUUGUAGAGCUAGAAUGUACCAGAAAUACAAGAUCAAAAAAAGACUCACAGCCCAAGUGGAUGCAACUCUUGCACAAAGUGUCAAUAUUGAUGGCCACAAUCAGGCUACAGUUAGAGCUGGUGGCCUUACGCACUUGGAUGAGAACACCCACGUCGCCGAUGAAGGUCAUGUUGUUGCUCCUCUUGGUGGGCAGAACUAUGCAUGCAAUGAAGAUAAUGGGCAUGUCCAAGCUGAUGGCAACAUGACAAAUGGAGAUGAAGUUGAUGAUGACAACAACCAGAUGCUCAGUGAAGAUCUACAACUAGGUGAAAAUGAUUGAUGGGAAAGGGGAACCAAUAUGGGACAUGGUCUAUAUAGGAUUAACCGAGCUUUGUGUGGAAAGUUGCAAGUUGUCAUUCCUGAAGGGAAGAUAAGGCCGAUGGCACCACUUGUUGCUGCUAAGUUUGCAACUGAAUGCAACAUUGCAGUUAGAAAUCAUGUGCCGGUGUUAAAGCAUUGGAAGGAAUACAAGAAAAAACAGGGCCUAUUUAAAGUAUUUACAGGAAGACUUAGUGCAAAGUUUGACAUCAACAUGAGUGACGCUUCAGUUCAAAAUGGUUGUAACCAAAUGAUGAAGAAUGCAGUUUGGCAACAACGACAUCGGCUCAAGAAAAAGUACUUUAAUCCUUUUCCACUAAAUUUGGUGCCAAAAACAUCUCCAAUCAGAUCGAUGACUGAUCAAGAGUGGAAUGAACUUGUGGAAUAUUGGAAAACUUCAAAAGGAAUGGAGAUAUCUCAAAAGAAUAAAGAGAAUCGAACCCAUGUUAUAUACCAUCAAACAACCGGCUCUCGUAGUUACCAAGUUCAUAUGGAAAAUUUGGGAGAUAAAUACAAUGACCAAGAACCUGAUGCAUUGGAUUUGUUUAAAGAGUGCCACUAUAGCAAGAAAAAGAAAUGCUACUCAUCUAAUGUGCAGCAAGCUAUAACUCAAAUGGAAAACAAGUUGUCUACACCAGCAGAAUGUGAAGAACAAAUGUCUGUGAUAAAAGUUGUAGCAGACGUUCUUGCUGAGAAUACAAGGAAGAAUUUGUUCCUUCAAAAUGUGGGGAUACAAAAUUCUUGUCCUAGGUCUAGUGUAAGAAAUAUUGCAGCACAACUUGAAGCGGAGAAGAGGGAAAAUACAGACCUUCGAUCUGUUGUCAACACCCAAUGCGAGCAACUUGAUGUGUUGUCAAAACAAAUGCAGGAAAGAGAAGAGUUAAGGGUUAGGGAGCAAGAGGAGAUGAAGAAGAGGCAAGUUGAGAUGGAAACAGACAUGAAGAAGCUUCAACUUUUUUUAAGUAAAAUUCAACCAAGUUAGCUGAAUUGGAUGGUCUGUGGCAAGUCAGAUUUGACAUAGCUUUUGUUGAAACCUCUUUUGUUGAAGUGGAAACAUUCCAUUCUGGUUUUGGUGCUUCAUCAUGUGUGGCUCAUGCUGUAAUAUUUUGUUGUUUGUGUGUUGAAGUAACAUUGGACACCAAACAUGAUGUUUGUGGUGCUAUAUUAGAUGUAUGGUUGAAGUAAUAUAUUAAUUUUCUA
Molecule: messenger RNA, 2770 nt
Organism: Panicum hallii
Lineage: Eukaryota; Viridiplantae; Streptophyta; Magnoliopsida; Poales; Poaceae
Exons: 13
Coding region: 1551-2552 (333 amino acids)
Source: RefSeq, a predicted model, not a curated record